GGAGAGUUCGUCAAGGCGCCUGGUGCAACUGUGACCUCGAAGCUCAAGGUGGUUAGUCGGGCAUUGCUUAUUCCCGUCCUGUUCUUUCUACCUUGCAGACUAAUUGCUGAUCGAAUAUCCGUUUAUUAAGCACAACUCAUUUUAUACAAAGUCGACAAUCUGAAGGUUAGAUUUAUUUGAAUAACAUUGUUUAGAUAAGUUUCUAAUGAACAAUUCAAUUGAACCGUGCGAAUUUGUUGAAACUAAUGAUACGUGCGCCUCGAAAAACACCGUCAAAGAUUUAUGUCACAGGCUAGAGAAAAACCCCUUCGAUUAUAAUGCACACGUACAACUCAUCGAGUGUCUACGAAAAAUAGGCGAUUUCAAGAGACUCAAAAUUUCGCGUGAGCGUAUGCACGAAACCUAUCCACUUACACCAGCACUGUGGCUUCAAUGGAUCGAGGAUGAGCUUAAGAAUGCUUCUACACUUGAAGAAAAGCGACGAGUGGAAAUUCUUUUUAAACGUGCGAUUGAUGAUUAUGAAGAUAUCAAUGUAUGGUUAGAAUACUGUCACUUCGCAAUCUCUACUUCGGAUUUCAGUUCUGCGGAUAGUAUAAAGCAAGCGGAAGUCAUUUUCGAAUCUGCUUUGUCACAUCAAGGACUUAAUGUUGUUGGGGGUUCGAUGCUAUGGGAGAUCUAUCGUGAAUAUCUCACUGUGGUGUGGUCUCAGUUACCACAAGAUCGUAAGGAAAUGAAACUAGAACAACUGAAUAAAAUGGACCGUCUAUUUCAGCGUCAACUCAGCAUUCCACAUUUGAAUAUGGAGCAGACAUUAACUGAAUAUAAAACUUUCUUAUCUGAUAUUGGUGUAGAACUAUAUCAACCGAGGGAAAAUUCAGAUUCCUUUAUACCACAAGAAAUCAAAACGGAAUAUGAGAAAGCUUUAGAGCGUUUAGCUGUUAUUUUACCAUUUGAAGAAUCCAUAGAAGAAUCCACUGACAAGUCAGAAGCGGAAGCUGUUUCCAGUUGGAAUACGUAUAUUGAUUGGGCAGUUCAUUGUGCAAAACGAAAAAAGCCUAAAACAUCUAAAAGUACUGAUAGUAAGAAUAAUGAGAACACUUCUACCAAUUUUGUUGUAUCACCUAAUGAGUUAUGCUGUCUUUUCGAGCGUGCUAUUACCGCACAUUGUUUAGAUACAUCUUUUUGGAUACGCUAUGCAGACUAUGUGGAAUCUCAACUAGAAACGGAUGUUCUGCGUUUGCAGAAGUUAUUAUCUCGAUCAGUUCGUAACUGUCCAUGGUGUGUCGAGUUAUGGCAACGUUAUGCAUUAGUCACCGAAACUGUGAUUCUUGAAAAUAUCUCAUUCAAAUCAAAUACCAAUGGAACACAACAGGAAUCUGUUUCCAAUGAGUCUGAUCUAUUUAAAGAGGUUGAUGGCAUUUAUGAAACAGCUCUAGCAGCUGGUUUCACUAAUCCAGAUGAUGUAUUGAAAAUUUGGCGUAGUUAUUGUGAUCAUCAUUUGCGUAGACUUCUUUUAUUAGAUAAGAGUUCUUUAUCUUGGGAAUAUCGACUGUCAUUACUUCGUGCAACAUUUGGUCGAGCUAUAGAAUAUUGUUUUGAAUUACUGCACUCUCAAUCAAAUGUUGACUGGUCACUUUUAAAUUAUUAUGCAUUUGUUGAAGCAAAGUAUGUUGAAGAUAAAGAGCGUGCUCGUGCCCUAUGGACAAGUUUAAUAAAGUUACCUGGACAUGGUAGUCGAGGUGAAUACUGGAUACCUUAUAUUCAAUUUGAACAGACUUGGGGUGAUAUGAAAAAUUUACUUAGAAUAUGUGCUAUGGCUAUUAAUUCAAUUAAUUUUGACCAAUCAGAAUUAGUAUUUCAAGUGGUUUUACGCGCAGUUGGUGAAACCGGGGUACCUGUUAAACAAUAUAGAGAUAUUAUAACAAAAAUACACGCACGUCGAGCUUCUUUAAUGGAGUCUGUUAAAGAUGUUCAGUCGACAAAGUCAGAUACUGAGAUACCAGUUAAGUCAAUGGAAAGCAAAUUAUCUGGUUCAAGGAAACGAAAACUACCUGAUCAUCAAAAUGAUGCUGCCACGUUAAAAUCAGCCAAAGUAUCAAAACCUAAUCCUACUUCUCAUGGGACAUUUGUUCCACACGAUCCAUCGAAAAAUGAGUUUACAGUAUUUGUAAGUAAUCUUGAUUAUUCAGUCAGUGAGGAACAAAUUCAACAUACUUUUGAAAAGUGUGGAAAUGUGACAUCUGUUCGUCUCGUACGUGAUUACGCUGGUCGGUCGAAAGGAUUCGCCUAUGUUGAAUUCGAAAAUAAAGAGUCUGUAAAAACUGCACUUACACUGGAUAGACAAGGAAUUACACGUCCGACCUUAGAAAGUGUGUCAUUUGACUCUGAUAGCCAAAAACAAAAAGAAGAGGAUAACGCAGCAAUUCCAAAACCACUUAAUUGUUAUGAUCGUCCAAUGUUUGUAUCGAUAUGUGAUCCAAGCCGACUUAAAUCAUGUGGAUUUAAAUAUACGGUUGGCAAAAAAGAACCUGAAAAGUUAUUUGUGCGAAAUUUAGAUAGAGCUGUAAAAAAUGAAGAUUUGGAAAAGUUAUUCAAACAGUACGGUAAUAUUGUGAGUAUUCGUCUAGCAACAUAUCGUAACGGUGUCCCAAAAGGUCAUGCCUACAUUGAAUUCACGAAUGCAGAUGAUGCCAGUAAAGCGUUAGUUGCCACAAAUGGCUUAGAAUUCAGAAAUAAAAUAUUGUCAGUAUCUAUUAGUGAACCACCUGUACGUGGUGGAAGUGAUCCACAAGGCUGUAAAUCAAUUACAUCAACAGAAGACAAAAAAGUGUUCAAAACCCCCCAAAUUAUUAAUUUCAGGGGUUCUCAUUCCGUCGGAACUAGUGUACGGAAAUCACGAACACAGUUAGAAUUUUUGCCGCGUGCAGUUCAUCGAACUCGUGAAAUUCAAGAUCCAGUGUCAGAAAGUAAGAUGGAUACUGAAACUACCGACCCUGAAUCAUCCACCGUUACUAGUAGUAAGGAUAAUGAGUACUUUCGAAGACUAUUGAAGUGACUCAUGACCUAACUUUUCUCUUGUAAAUUAUUGAAUAUCGAUUUUUAUAAUAAACCCUAUGGUCAGUUUAUUGGCAUCAGUAUCCCAAAACCCAGUACUUUCGAGGCUUCUUGUUAGCUAAACAUUUUGAUUAAUGCUUUCUUACGUACCUGAUUAACUGAAAAUUUGGAUGACAUUUCUUACCGGUUAAAAAGUGUGUAAUGCGAAAUGUGGUGUGUUUACUUCUACAAAGUUUGACUAUUAAUCAUAAAGAUGUAACACGCUGUAUUUAGAAAUUGUAAGCUUGUUCCAUUGUGUCGGGUGUUUGAUCAUACGCUAAUGCUUAAAAUAUAAA
Messenger RNA from Schistosoma spindalis, 3389 nucleotides. Lineage: Eukaryota; Metazoa; Platyhelminthes; Trematoda; Strigeidida; Schistosomatidae. The record is from the annotation of a GenBank genome assembly.